This is a messenger RNA of Boleophthalmus pectinirostris (great blue-spotted mudskipper), 3078 nucleotides long. Its product is annotated as ubiquitin-conjugating enzyme E2 R2-like. Gene Ontology annotation, biological process: protein polyubiquitination; ubiquitin-dependent protein catabolic process. The record is from RefSeq and is a predicted model, not a curated record. The transcript has 5 exons. The coding region runs from base 365 to 1102 and encodes 245 amino acids. Lineage: Eukaryota; Metazoa; Chordata; Actinopteri; Gobiiformes; Gobiidae. Gene Ontology annotation, molecular function: ubiquitin conjugating enzyme activity.
AAACAAGGCAUUAAAAUUCGUAAGAGUGUAAAGCGGGUAUCGAUAAGAGAAUAACAUGAUUUGACUAUAAAACACUGAGCGGAAGUGACUCCGAAACACACGGCGGUGAGUUGACAGUGCAGAGGGCCAGGCCGUCAAUAACUGGAGGAGCUCUCCGGAAUUGUUCACAACAACAGACAGAGGAAGACGCUUCAGCUCUGACCAAAUAAAGACCAGUCGCGGUUCAGAUCCUGUUUGGCUCGAUCAGACGGAUAGCAGCGUGACCACGGCUCUUCAGGUGUUGUUUGUACGAGGCUAACAUUUCCCUCUUGAUUGUUACAGCCGUGGUGGGUUGGUGAUAUUUUUAUUCAGACCGUUUGGGACUAUGGCUCAACAUGGACAUCAACAUCAUCAUGUAGCCAGUUCCCAAAAAGCACUUAUGCUGGAGAUGAAAAGUCUCCAAGACGAGCCAGUAGAAGGCUUUAAAGUAACUUUGGUGGACGAAUCGGACAUGUACAACUGGGAAGUGGCAAUUUUUGGACCCCCUAAUACCCACUAUGAGGGUGGUUAUUUUAAGGCACGACUCAAGUUUCCUGUUGAUUACCCAUACUCUCCUCCGUCCUUCCGCUUCCUCACCAAAAUGUGGCAUCCCAACAUUUAUGAGAAUGGAGAUGUUUGCAUUUCUAUUCUGCAUCCGCCUGUAGAUGACCCACAAAGUGGCGAGCUGCCCUCAGAAAGGUGGAACCCAACACAAAAUGUCAGGACUAUCUUACUCAGCGUGAUCUCUCUGCUCAAUGAGCCCAAUACGUUUUCACCAGCCAACGUUGACGCCUCAGUCAUGUACCGCAAAUGGAGGGAGAGCAAAGGAAAGGACAGGGAAUACAUAGAUAUCAUCAGCAAGCAAGUAUUGUCCACUAAAGCUGACGCCGAGCGAGACGGAGUGAAGGUUCCCGUAACAUUGGACGAAUACUGUGUCCGUACUCAGGUUCAACCCACAGACGAUGGCUACAAUCUGUUAUACGACGACUAUUGUGAUGACGAGGACUUAGAGGACGAUGAGGAGGAGGAUGAGGAUAACGAAGACUGUUGCUAUGAUGAUGACUCUGGCAACGAGGACUCCUGACCUCCCAGCACUAUCCCAGCUCCCCCCUCAGGCCAUCCCCCCUUCCUUUCACCUCCAUCUCCCAUGAACUGAACUUUGAUUCCGGCGCUUUGUCAUUAUCAUUCACACUCGAACACUGGUGCCCGGUCCUCUAUGUCAGUGCAGUGACAACAUGCACUCUAAAAUAUGCUGAAUGAAAAAGAAAGACACGUUUUUGCUGUUUUUAUAGUUUUUAAAAAAAAAAUAUGUCUCCUGACAGUACAGAUAUGAUCGCAUUUAACUUCCUUUGGUGCUUGUCUACCCUGUUUAUUGAAGAUCAGAACUGGGUUAUUAGAAAGCUUUGAGGGUUUUUUUUACUCUACAGCAGUGCAGAAUGUUACAUUUCAAGUUGGAGCAGGUUACAAUUUAAAAAAUGGCAUUAAUUUACAUAGCAGCUUGAAGCUGACUUGUUCAGUUUUAUUUAGUAAUACUUAACUUUGACAGGUUUGGUCACUUCCCCAUUUAAACCCUGUUUACGUGACCUCUGCCUGACAAGCCGCUUUGCCUCUGAAAUUUUGGAACCUAGGCUGUGGAGGUGCAAAUGGGGAUGCUCUUCUUUUCAGACAGCCAUUAAUUUCCUUGUGCCUUUCUGCAGCUCUAAGUCACAAAGAGACAGCAGGAUGAAACAAGCUAUUACUAAAAGAGAACAACUUACCUGCCAGGAGCAGAUUUUCAGGCUCAUGGGGUCUCAGAUGGAAUUUUGAAUAAGCGGCGCCCUCCCAGUGGAACAAGUUGCAUUUAUUUAUAGCAACACCUGUCUGUCUGAUCUGUUCAGUGUGUGAAAGUUAAUAUCAAUCAUCUGAACUGAGAAACAGUAUUCAGUAUCUCGAUAACACAAAAUGCAUGAUAACACAAAUCUGUACUGUAUUUAAAUCCUACGGAAUCUGUUAGUGUCUCAUAUGCAGCUGUGGACAUGGCUGUAAACUAGAGUAAAGAAUUAGCUCAAGCAAUCCACUAACAGGUUUGUUGAGCAACUCCCCCGGACCAUGUGUGUUUAGAGGGUUUCACUCUUCAGAUGUUGGACUUGUGUUUGUGUUUUUUCAGCAUAGCUCUGUCUCUAUUUAAGGCAAUACGCUGAAUUAAGCAUGCCCCCUAGUGGGAAUAAGUGCAGGGAGAUAAUAAAAACUGCAGCCAUAUUAACAUGGCUAUUUUCAUAGCAAUGGCAGAUAAUUAUAUAGACAGUCCGGGUUCAUUAGUCAAAAAUACAUUUUAGGAUAAAUUAAGUGCGCUCUUACAGCAAUGGGUAAGCAUAAUUCAGCCACAUACAGCUAUUCUCAUUGCUGUGUAAUGUGUCCAGUGAGUGAUUAUUGUUCAUUUAAAGUGCUUAUUGGCUCUUAUUAAGAAGCACAGGAAAUGGGUUUGGCAUGUUAAUGGGGUCUUGAGCAUGAAAAGGAGAAAACAGUUUUUCACCAGCAUUCUUUUUGUGGUGUUUGUGGUUUUGAAAAUGACCAUAAAUGUUAGGUUAAUGUCUACUCAAAUUUCUCUAACACAUGAAUUGUGAAUGGGCUAAGGGUUAUCUGAUUUUUAUGCCUCAAUGUGAUCUUCUAUUUACAAAAUGUGGUGUGAGCUGCAAUAUGUACUGCAAAUGUAUUGUUCAUCAACCACAGAUGUGUUCUUGACUAAAUGAUGAAUGACUAAUGUUCUCUUUUAUGAAUGGAAAAUGCCUCUUGAUGAACUCCUUUUUUCACAAUACCCCAGUUAUGGUCAUACAUUGGAGCUUUGAUUGGUAGAAGCUCCUAAUAGUUCAUGGAAACAGCUCAGGAAUACAGCAAAACAACCAACAGACCAUCUUUCCAAAAGUCACACCUUAUGGCCACAAAAGAACUGUUUACAAUCUCUACCUUGAUAUGCUCAUGUGGAUACUUGGAUGAUCACUUGAUGUUUUUCCUGUUUAUAUUUCCUUUUUUUCUUAUGGUUUAUAAAUCUAUUUAAAAUCUGAAAUAAAGAUCUUUAUUAGA